CUACCACGCAUGCGCGCAGUCGAAUUUUGCGGCGGGGAAUCGAGACGACAACAACAAACUUUUUUCCCGCUGCAGGUGGAGAGUCCCACAGAGGAGUAACAUUUGAAACAGAUAACCUGAGGAUGGUUGAAGGUCCAGGAUGUACUCUGAACGGAGAGAAGAUCCGAGCUAAAGUCCAGAAAGGACAGAAGGUGAAAGAGCUGAGGGGCAGCUUGAUCACGUCCGCGAAAAAAGAGGGGUCUGCCCUCCAGCGCUUUAAUGGUCAGUACACCGGGGUGGAAACUCUGGGCAAGGAGCUCUUCAUGUACUUUGGUCCAAGAGCUCUGAGAGUCCACUUUGGUAUGAAUGGAUCAAUGCGUAUAAACCCCGCAGCGAGGAAGGAUAGGACCGGCUCCGCACCAGUGCUGGAAAUACACCUGACUAACGACACCGUGUGCUUCUUUGACAGCACUGUGGAAAUAAGGUUAACGGAGGACUGCGAGCAAAGGGUGAAGGCUAUGGAGUGUCUGGACGUCUGCUCGCCCAAGUUCAGCUUCUCGCGCUCCGAGGAGGCGGUGCGGCGCCAGAGAGGCAGGAUGCUGUGCGACGUUCUCCUGGAUCAGGCCGUCAUGCCGGGAGUCGGCAACAUCAUUAAAAACGAAGCCCUGUUUGACUCGGGCCUCCAUCCGGCCGUGAAGGUUCAGCAGCUGAGAGAGGAGCAGAUUCAUCACUUGGUGAAGAUGACGCGUGAUUUCACUCUCCUGUUUUACAAGUGUCGGAGAUCUGGCUCGGCGCUCUACAAACAUUACAAAGUCUACAAGCGUCCCCAGUGUGGCCAGUGCUCUGAUGUCAUCACAGUCUGUCGUCUUGGAGACAACGGGAGGAUGACUUACUUCUGCGAGCGCUGUCAGAAGGCUGAUCCCAGCGGGGUUGAAAUCAGUAAGCUUCCAGUCAGAAACAGCCUGAUUGGCUGGGCCUACAGUGACAGGACCAAUGACAGCGUGGCGAAGAAGGAGGAAGAGGACUGGGCCUGUCAGCUCUGCACGCUGAUCAACCAGCCGGCGUCUAAAGCCUGUGAUGCCUGCCUCACUCCCAGACCUGAGGCCCGCAAAGACGACAUUAGCGCUGAAGCAUCACCCUUCACCGCUGAUUUGAUUAAAUACCCCUGCAUCGCCUUCACCAAGCCGCGAGAGGAGCUCAAAGUCAACUGGAGGUCCGCGCUGGGGACCACCACCCUCGUUUUCUCCGACGUGAGCAAGAAGCCUGCGAGCUCCCCUCUGUCCCCGGCCACCGGCAGUCAUUUGAAUUCCUUGGCGACAGAGCGAGGUUUAUAUAAAUACAACUGCCAGGGGACAACGAACCCCAAUUACGCCUCUGGUGGCUGGCAGAAGCAAAGUGCCGAGCGCUCCAGUAGGGAAUCGCUGGCCUCCUACAGUCACCCAUCCAAGAAAAUGAGAAUUGAUCACGGCCCCUUUCCCAGUAACAAUGCUCAAAAUGGAACCCCCAGCUCACGUACAAGCAGAACAGAAGCGACAGGCCGCGACUCGUCCGUCUCUCGCAGUCCCGGCGCUCCUUGUUGUGCAUCCCAUCGGCGGCCGGCUGUCCUCAGGACGGUCCACAAGGACGGGGACAACAAGGGCCGGACGUUCUACUCCUGCUCGCUUCCCAGGGAGACCAAGUGCGACUUUUUCGAGUGGGCUGACACGCACUGUCCCUUUUGUCACCAUGGGAAACGCUGUUUAAUGAGGACCGUUCUGAAACUAGGACCCAACAACGGCCGGAAUUUCUACACCUGCAGCUUUCAAAAGGGUAAACAGUGCGACUUCUUCCAGUGGGUGGAGAACGGGCCGGGGAUAUCCAUCCUCCCUGGUUGUUAAUCUGGAACAUUUGUACACUAAUGGAGCUGACGGCUCGUCAUUACAUCACAGAGAACAUGUCAUCAACUGUUUACAUGUGGUCUCCUCUGUAAAAAUGUUUAAAAGAUUCUGAUGAAUAAAGAUUUUAAAGCA
Molecule: messenger RNA, 1988 nt
Organism: Labrus mixtus (cuckoo wrasse)
Lineage: Eukaryota; Metazoa; Chordata; Actinopteri; Labriformes; Labridae
Gene: neil3
Product: nei-like DNA glycosylase 3
Exons: 10
Coding region: 123-1856 (577 amino acids)
Biological process (GO): base-excision repair
Cellular component (GO): nucleus
Molecular function (GO): zinc ion binding; damaged DNA binding; DNA N-glycosylase activity
Source: RefSeq, a predicted model, not a curated record